AUGACAGCUACCACAGAUCGGAUAGAUGGUGAAGCGAUCCUGGAGAUCGAAGCGAUUGAUGAUCGACCGCAACCAAGAGCAGGACAAGACGUCCAAACCAUUCAGUAUGGCUAUCACGAUAAAGUUGAGCCGCACUGGGUGGAGCCUCGUAUUCUAAGGGUGUGGGCACUUGGAAUUGACGUCUCCGUUGAGUUCCGUCGCGGUAUGGAGAAGUGGAUCAUUAUGGAGGUUGUCUCCGGCAUCCGGAUCAUCAUACAAGCCGACAGUCGUUCGAGCUACACCAAGCACAAAUACAAAGAAAAACAUACGAAGGAGAUGAUGUGCGUGAAAGAACCAUGGGUUCUGGUUGAGAUGGGGAUGGUGGUCGAGACGGAACAGGAACCUCAUGCGGAAUUGUUGGCUGGGUCGCUGAAGACCGAGAACCUGACACUCCAGAAUUUGCAGAUCGCGGAGCAGAACCCCGAGGUUGAGGAGGAGCACCUCGAGGGGGGGGCUGACCCACGCGCUCGAGAGGGGACAUGGAGGCCUCCACGGUCACGUUGCAAAGAACUUGAAGCGCCUCGUCCUCGUUGCGCUAUUGCAGAUAAGCUGAGGUUUUGA
Suillus clintonianus is the source of this 600-nucleotide messenger RNA. RefSeq lists its product as uncharacterized. The record is from RefSeq and is a predicted model, not a curated record. The coding region runs from base 1 to 600 and encodes 199 amino acids. Lineage: Eukaryota; Fungi; Basidiomycota; Agaricomycetes; Boletales; Suillaceae. The transcript is spliced from 4 exons.